Mauremys reevesii (Reeves's turtle) is the source of this 6145-nucleotide messenger RNA. It is a transcript of the gene RNF40, whose product is annotated as ring finger protein 40. Gene Ontology annotation, molecular function: ubiquitin protein ligase activity; metal ion binding. NCBI's taxonomy places the organism in Eukaryota, Metazoa, Chordata, Testudines, Geoemydidae. Gene Ontology annotation, cellular component: HULC complex; nucleus. The record is from RefSeq and is a predicted model, not a curated record. The transcript is spliced from 23 exons. The coding region runs from base 171 to 3233 and encodes 1020 amino acids.
GGGGGAAGGUGGUGGGAGUGUCAGGUCAGCGCGUGCGCAGUGGGGUGGCUGGGGGGUGGGCCUGGCACGGGAAGCCGCUGGGAGUGGGAGCGCGAGGCAGGUGAGGCGCAACUCCUGGGCUGACCCCCCCUCCCCCCCCGCUGCUGCCAGAGACCCCGGCCAACGGCGCCAUGUCUGGGCCGGGGAGCAAGCGGGCGGCUGGGGAUGGGGGAUCAGGGCCUCCUGAGAAGAAAUCCAACCGGGAGGAGAAGACGACCACUACCUUGAUCGAACCCAUCCGCCUGGGGGGCAUCUCGUCCACGGAGGAGAUGGACCUGAAGGUGCUGCAGUUCAAGAACAAGAAGCUGGCAGAGCGGCUGGAGCAGCGCCAGGCCUUUGAGGACGAGCUGCGCGAGCGCAUUGAGAAGCUGGAGAAGCGCCAGGCCACAGAUGAUGCCACUCUGCUCAUUGUCAACCGUUACUGGAGCCAGCUGGAUGAAAAUGUGCAGGUCCUGCUGAGAGGCUAUGAUGGGGACUGUGAGCCCCCACCCCCUGCAGCCCCUUCUCCCCCCUCCGCAGAGGAACCCAGGCCAGAGCCAAUGGGACCGGAUCCCGAGAACACAGCCAGCCCUGGUACUGAGGGCCCAGAUAGGACAGAAACAGCCCCACCUAUUGUGGCCCCGUCUACCUCCUGGAAAGCUGGGGGGCUCCUGCUGAAUGAGCCGGCCCUGUCAUUCCUGGCCACGCUGGCCAGCAGCAGCAGUGAGGAGAUUGAGCUGCAGCUGCAGGAACGCAUGGAAUUCUCCAAGGCUGCCGUGUCCCGUGUGGUCGAAGUCUCCAACAAGAUCCACCGGCGCACGGAGGAGCUGUGCCAGAAGAUCCAUGCCCGUGCUGACUUGGACCAGCUGGAUGAGGCGUUGAAGUCCUUGAACAAAGAGCUGAUGAGAGAGAAUCAGCGGCUGCAGGACUUGGCGAUGCAGCUGCAGGAGAAACACCACAAGAUCUCGCUGGAGUACACAGAGCUGCAGGACAAGGUGACAUCGUCGGAGACCAAGGUGCUGGAGAUGGAGACGACGGUGGAGGAUCUGCAGUGGGACAUUGAGAAGCUGCGCAAGCGCGAGCAGAAGCUCAACAAACACCUAGCUGAGGCGCUGGAGCAGCUGAACUCCGGUUACUACGUGUCUGGCAGUUCCGGGGGCUUCCAGGGUGGACAGAUCACGCUCAGUAUGCAGAAGUUCGAGAUGCUGAACGCGGAGCUGGAGGAGAACCAGGAGCUGGCCAACAGCCGCAUGGCUGAGCUGGAGAAGCUGCAGCAGGAGUUACAACAGGCUGUCAGGACCAAUGAGAAGCUCAAGGUGGCGCUGCGGUCGCUGCCCGAGGAGGCGGUGAAGGAGACCCUGGACUACAAGGUGCUGCAGUCACAGUUCUCGCUGCUCUACAACGAGAGCCUGCAGGUGAAGACCCAGCUGGACGAGGCGCGCGCCCUGCUGCUCACCACCAAGAACAGCCACCUGCGCCACAUUGAGCACAUGGAGAGCGACGAGCUGAACCUGCAGAAGAAGCUGCGCACGGAGGUGAUCCAGCUGGAGGACACGCUGGCCCAGGUGCGCAAGGAAUACGAGAUGCUGCGCAUCGAGUUUGAGCAGAACCUGGCCGCCAAUGAGCAAGCGGGUCCCAUUAACCGGGAGAUGCGCCACCUGAUUAGCAGCCUCCAGAACCACAACCAUCAGCUGAAAGGAGACGUGCAGCGAUACAAGCGCAAGCUGCGUGAGGUGCAGGCUGAGAUCAACAAGAUCCGGAUGCAGUCGAGCGGCUUCCCCUGCGGCUCAGCUGUUCUGCCCCCUGCACCUGGGCCGGAGGAGCCGGUGGGCGUGGCCCCGGCCGUGGUGGUGAAGGAGGAGGAGGGGGGCGCGCCUGCCCUAGAGGUGAAGAAGGAGCCGAAGGAGGCAGUGGUGGCUGUGGUGAAGAAGGAGGAGGUAGCGCCUCUGCCCGAAGGGGGGGUGAAGAAGGAGGAGGAGGAGCCGCUCCCACCAGCUCCCCAGCCGCCGCCCCCGCCUCGCAUCAAGGAGCCGCCGGAGCGCCCCAAGGGGAGCCGCGGGGGGGACCGGGAGCGCUCGCGGGACCGCGACAGGGACGGCUCGGCACGCGAGCGCGACCGGCAGAAGAGCAGCGAUGACCCCAAGAAGAAGGACUCAGACCUGCUCAAGCAGCUGCGCAUUGAGCUCAAGAAGGCCCAGGAGAGCCAGAAGGAGAUGAAGCUGCUGCUGGACAUGUACAAAUCAGCCCCCAAGGAGCAGCGGGACAAGGUGCAGCUCAUGGCUGCCGAGAAGAAGACCAAGGCCGAGGUGGAGGAGCUGCGAGGGCGGGUGCGGGAGCUGGAGGAGAAGGAGAAGAAGGAGAGCAAGAAGAUGGCAGACGAGGAUGCUCUGCGCAAGAUCAAGCUGGCGGAGGAGCAGAUUGAGCACCUGCAGAAGAAACUGGCUGCUACCAAGCAGGAGGAGGAGGCCCUGCUGUCGGAGAUGGACGUGACGGGCCAGGCCUUCGAGGACAUGCAGGAGCAGAACAUGCGCCUCAUGCAGCAGCUGCGUGAGAAGGACGAUGCCAACUUCAAGCUCAUGUCCGAGCGGAUCAAGUCCAACCAGAUCCACAAGCUGCUGCGUGAGGAGAAGGACGAGCUGGCAGAUCAGGUGCUGGCCCUCAAGUCACAGGUGGACGCCCAGCUGCUGGUGGUGCAGAAGCUGGAGGAGAAGGAGCGGGUGCUGCAGGGGAACCUGGGCACAGUGGAGAAGGAGCUGACCCUUCGUAGCCAGGCCCUCGAGCUCAACAAGAGGAAGGCGGUGGAAGCAGCCCAGCUGGCCGAGGACCUGAAGGUGCAGCAGGAGCACGUGCAGUGCAAGCUGAAGGAGAUCCAGGCCUGCAUGGCCGAGAACCGCGCUGCCAAGGAGAAGGAGUCCUUCAACCUCAAGAGGGCCCAGGAGGACAUCUCCCGGCUGCGGCGCAAGCUGGAGAAGCAGAAGAAGGUGGAGGUGUACGCCGACGCUGACGAGAUACUGCAGGAGGAGAUCAAGGAGUACAAGGCCAAGCUGACCUGUCCCUGCUGCAACACACGCAAGAAGGACGCGGUGCUCACCAAGUGCUUCCACGUCUUCUGCUUUGACUGCGUCAAGACGCGCUACGACACCCGGCAGCGCAAGUGCCCCAAGUGCAACGCUGCCUUCGGCGCCAACGACUUCCACCGAAUCUACAUCAGCUGAGCGUCUGCAGUCUCCCUUCCCACCCCCUCCUCUAGCCCUCCGUUCCGCAGGUCCCCCCUCCAGGAUCCACACGGCGGUCCCCUCCCUCCUGCCCUCUGCAAGCUGCUCAGCAGGUGCUGCCAGGAUUCACUUGACCCAUCCCUAUGGAUCCCACCCAAGUGAUGCCUGAUCCCCUGAGGAUCUGCUCCUUGCAGCUCUCUGGAUCCUCCCCCACUCUGGGUUCUGCCGGGGUCUGCUCCCCUGGGGCUGGUCUCCUCCUGCUAACAUUUGAACCUCGGUGAGAGCCCCGUUGUGCCGAGAGGAUGCCCUUGGGGGUGAAGGGUCUCAAGGCAGCAGCUGACUGUGUGGAGGCCGGGGGGGGAUGGGAGGAUGGGGACUAUUCAUUCUAUUUGGAUUUUAUUUUAUUUUUAAAUACUAUGUUUGGUUAUGUGGGAAAUAAAAAUUGGAGAGUCCCACUGGGGCCAGAUCCUCCAGCCUGGGAGUGUCUGUAUCGGUGCUUGGGGAGGGGAACGGUGGAGGACCCCAAACACGGGGCUGUGGAUCACAUAGGAGGCUUUUACGUUACAUUUACGAAAGUUUGUCUGGCUCUAUUAUCCAUAAACCCAUGGUGUUGGUAUUAAUUACAUUGCUUUCCUUUAUUAAUGGAGUCCCCCAUCAGCUGAUCUAUUCUCUUCAGUGGGAUUGAGGUUAGGCUGACAGGCCGAUGAUUAUCCAGGUCAUCCUGUUUACCCUUUUAAAAUAUUGGCAAAACUUGUGCAUGUGGUCAGCCAGGGCACUGCCAGGCGGCAGCUCGCAGCUUUCAGACUCUGGGGGAAUGGGAAAGGGGUGUCCCCUUUUCUAACCUGUCACCCAGCACUGGAGAGUUAAGAGCUGCUGAGCUGAGAUGGAAGGGUUGUCCCAUGACCCCAGAGCCUUCAUCCACCCAGUGAAAUUUAAGGGGAAUGCUGCAUCCCAUCACCCUCUUUGCUGCCAUGAUGGCUGAGAGGGGCUGGGGUGGAGACCCUGUCCUUGGGAUGGUGCUGCUUCAUUCAUGUGGCCCUGCUUCCCUCCCAGAACUGGGGCAGAGAACCUCGGAGUUGAGUCCCAGCCCCCAACCCACUAGGCCCCACUCCUCUCCCAGAGCCAUAGAUAGAACCUGGGACUCUUGACUUCCUCCCAGCUGACUCAACCUCAUUCCCCUCCCAGAGCUGGGGAUAGAAUCAUAAAAAUGUAGAACUGGAAGGGACUUUGGUAGCUCAUCCAGUCCCAUGCACUGAGGCACUUCAAGUAUUAUCUAGACCGUUCCAGACAGGUGUGUGUCCAGCUUAUUCUUAAAACUCUCCAAUGACCGAGAUUCCACACGCUCCCUUGGCAACCUGUUCCAGUGCUUAACUACCCUGACAGGAUGCUUUUCCUAAUAUCUAACCUCAGUCUCCCUUGCUGCAAUGUAAGCCCAUUAAUCUUGUCCUGUCCUUAGUGUAUAAGGAGAACAAUUUGUCACCCUUCUCUUUGUAACAACCUCUUACAUACUUGAAGACAGUUGUCAUGGCUCCCUUCAGUCUUCUCUUCUCCAGAAAAACUCAGUUUUUUCAGUUGUUUUCUAGACCUUUAAUCAUUUUUGUUGCUGUCUAUGUAGGUGAAGUCCCUCAUCACCACUAAGGUCUGGUCUCCACUACAGACUAUUAGCGGUAUAACUUCAUCGCUCAGGGGUGUGAAAAAGCCGCACCUGUGAGCCACAGUUACACCAACCUAACCUGCCGUCUGUCUACACAGCGCUAUGGCAGCAGGAGAGCUUCUCCCGUCAACAUAGUUACCACCUUUUGGGGAGGUAGAAUUACUACGCCGAAGGAAGAGCUCUUUCCUGUCAUCUUAGAGUGUCUUCAAGUGCUACACCGGUGCAGCGUUUUAAGUGGACGUUUGCUCUAAGGCUUGUGUUUGGGAUGAUUUUGUUAGUUGUUUAAAAAAAGCCUCAUCCACCUCUUGAUGGUCCCUCGUAGACCCCUACCAUGACCUUCCCCUUAUAUUUUCCUUUUAUCCUUUCUCAGAGACUUUCAGCAGUCUGCCUCCCUUCUCUUUCAAUCUCAGUGUAAGUGUAUUCGUCUUGGAUAGUCAAGGCAACACCUCCUCCCUUUGUCCCCUACCUGUCCUUCCUGAACAAGCUGGACCCAUCUAUACCGCUAUUCCAGUCAUGUCAAUUGUCCCACCAAGUCACGGUGAUGUCAGUGGUGGCCUAAGUGUGAUUAUUCACUAAUAAAUAGUUUUAGUUCUUCCUGUUUAUUCUCCAUACUUCUAGCAUUAGUAUGCAGCCAUCCAGGACCCCAGGAGUCUCGACUCCCAGCCCCCCUGAUCUAACCCACUAGACCCAGAGCUGGGGAGUCCUUGAGCAACAGAAGCUCGCUCCACAUGACUGGGAUCAUGCCUGGCCCUGCACCAGGGUUCCCCGACCCGGCUGGGAUCUCCCGGCUGGAGCGAGGGGAAGAGCCCAGGGUCCCGGAUCUCCAGGGCUCCGAGGAAAGGGAGAUCCCGAGAGGUGCCCGCGCAGUGCCUCAUCCGGGAAAAGGGGACGGUGCUGCAUGCUGACCUGCCUUUGGGGGGUUCAGGAGCUGUGGGCGUGUGAGACUGCUGGGUACCAGAGAGGCUGGACAAAUGGACACACCCAGACGGGGGGCAGCCUGUCUCCUUCUCUCCAGCACCAGGCUCCUCUCUUUGCAGCGCAUGGAGCUGCAUGUUCAGGAGCCCAGUGACACCUGAGGAACAUCCCCUCCUGGCCUGGAGCAGCCAGAGAGCUUCCCAGAAGUCAGUCUGGUCCCAGCCCAAACUCUGUUCCCAACAGGUGCCUGGAUCCUGCUCCCCUGCUGGAUUUUGUGACCGACUGAGUCUCUUGUUGUGUUAGCAAGUUGUACCUGUAGGAAAUAAACUCCCUUCCCCUGUGA